CCUUUGGCAAUACCUGCUGAUUGGGUCCUAAAAGCAAGCUGCUUUUAACUUUUAAUAUUUGGCUCCUGAGUUCUGCCACGAGAAGUCGCGAAAGAAAGAGAUUCCCUCUGAUUGUUGGAGGAUAGAAAUUAAAAAAGAAAGGGAAAGAAAUUCAUCAUUGUAAGCAUAUAUUGUUUUUCUUUACUCUUCAGCUGAGAUCUCUGUGCGCGGAUGAGCGCACAUGUUGGCAUUCUGCUGGAGAGUUUUUGCGAAGUUUUAAGGAUGAUAUACCUUGGAUGUUUCCUGCUGCUCUGUGGGCUUAUGCAUGUCAUGGCCAGCUAUCCCAUUUGGUGGUCACUUGCAGUGGGCCACCAGUACUCAUCAAUGGGUACUCAACCUAUCCUUUGCGGCAGCAUACCCGGUCUAGUGCCCAAGCAGCUGCGUUUCUGCCGGAACUACGUGGAGAUCAUGCCCAGUGUGGCCGAAGGAGUCAAGAUUGGCAUACAGGAGUGUCAGCACCAGUUCAGAGGCCGACGCUGGAAUUGUACGACAGUAAACGACAAUCUGGCCAUCUUUGGGCCGGUGUUAGAUAAAGCCACUCGAGAGUCGGCUUUUGUUCACGCCAUUGCAUCGGCGGGAGUGGCCUUUGCAGUGACACGUGCCUGCGCUGAGGGUUCGGCCACCAUAUGUGGAUGUGACACGCGACACAAGGGGCCUCCAGGUGAGGGUUGGAAGUGGGGUGGCUGCAGCGAGGAUGUGGAAUUUGGAAGCAUGGUGUCCCGCGAGUUCGCCGACGCGAGAGAGAAUCGCCCCGACGCACGUUCUGCAAUGAACCGCCAUAACAACGAGGCAGGAAGAAUGUCGCUCAAUGACAACAUGUUCCUGAAGUGUAAGUGCCACGGCCUCUCGGGCAGCUGCGAGGUCAAGACCUGCUGGUGGUCUCAGCCUGACUUCAGAGUGAUCGGUGACUACAUGAAGGACAAGUAUGACAGCGCGUCUGAGAUGGUGGUGGAGAAACACAAGGAGUCGCGUGGUUGGGUGGAGACGCUGAGGCCCAAGUAUAACUACUUCAAACCUCCCACAGAGCGCGACCUGGUAUAUUACGAAAGCUCGCCCAAUUUCUGCGACCCCAAUCCUGAGACCGGUUCUUUCGGCACCCGGGAUCGCAUCUGCAACCUGACGUCCCACGGCAUUGAUGGGUGUGACCUGCUGUGCUGCGGCAGAGGCCACAACACCCGGACUGAGAAGAGAAAAGAGAAGUGUCACUGUAUUUUCCACUGGUGCUGCUACGUCAGCUGUCAGGAGUGUGUGAGAGUCUACAACGUGCACACCUGCAAAUAGACUUGUGGAGGUUUUCCUCCUUUCUCACCAAAAAACUUGAGUGGGCAGAAGAACAAAUAUAAGGUUUUUUUUACCUAAAAGAACUGCUUAAAGCUGUCUAAACUGUCAGUGAACACACACAACAGCCUUGUGUUUUGUGCCGCGAUGCUACAAAGAGCCAGUCUUGCCGAAAUCAGCAGCUGAGCAGAUAUCUGAGAGAGCCGUUCAUAAACUCUGAUGGAGGUGAUGACGGCAGUAAUGCUGAUAUCUCUAGCAAUGACUAAAAAGCUUUCUGAUGUGCUGAUGUACAAAAGGAGAACUGCUGGCAAAUUGACAAACACCAUAUUGGUGAUUUUCUUUUCUCUCUCUAUUCUUAGUAGUUGCUCUUGUUCAGAUUAGUACAGCACUGCUGAUGCUUUCAAGUCUGUGGAGUAAACAAGCGAAGUGACAUUUGAUCGAAAAUGAACAUUCUUUAAUGUUUUAUCAUCACUUGUUUUUGCCACAAAUGGAUUUCUAAGCAGAUUACAUGAUCAGAUGCUCAACAGCAUGCAUUUGCCUCCAGCACACUACUAGCGUGUUACUGCAUAUCUGAGAACUAACGCGAUCAGUUGAGUGAGUGAGUUUGUGUUUCAUAGUGUUACUGACGUUUGGGUAAGAAUGCACUUGUACCUGAGUGAAUGUAGUUAUUUCUUGUAAUGUGUUUACAUAUCCUCACGUUCUUAAGCUAACGAUUUAAU
Molecule: messenger RNA, 2036 nt
Organism: Cololabis saira (Pacific saury)
Lineage: Eukaryota; Metazoa; Chordata; Actinopteri; Beloniformes; Belonidae
Gene: wnt3a
Product: wingless-type MMTV integration site family, member 3A
Exons: 4
Coding region: 211-1320 (369 amino acids)
Biological process (GO): neuron differentiation; canonical Wnt signaling pathway; multicellular organism development
Cellular component (GO): extracellular region
Molecular function (GO): frizzled binding; cytokine activity
Source: RefSeq, a predicted model, not a curated record